AGAAAGAGAUACUUUGAUAUUUCGGAAUGUAAGGAGGGUGAAUGUGGAGAACUGGAGGUUGGGGAUCUAAUUACCGGGCCAUAAUUGGGGGCUGGGGAAUAGGGUUGCCGUCCUCUCAACUCGCUGCAGAUCAAUUAUGUUAAGAGAACAUCUCUUCUAGGAUGAGCUGGAGUGUGCUGCUGACUGGGGACCUGCUGGAGGGGCUUAAAUAGCAGAGCCGGGCUCCACUUCUCAACCAGUCAGACGGCCGUGGCGAGGAGUCCGGGACUGGAAGCUGGAGUUAAAGGACGUGAGGAAGUUAGACUCGUCUUCAACACCCCCUAUCUGCACCUCAAGGUAUACAAAUGCUUUCCGUCCAGCCGGACACGAAGCCAAAAGGCUGUGCCGGCUGCAACCGGAAGAUAAAGGACCGCUACCUGCUGAAGGCCCUCGACAAGUACUGGCACGAAGACUGCCUGAAAUGUGCCUGCUGCGACUGCAGGCUGGGCGAGGUGGGCUCCACGCUCUACACCAAAGCCAACCUCAUCCUCUGCCGGAGAGACUACCUACGGUUGUUUGGUGUAACGGGGAACUGUGCAGCCUGCAGCAAGCUAAUUCCAGCCUUCGAGAUGGUCAUGAGAGCCAAGGAGAAUGUCUACCACCUGGACUGUUUCGCAUGCCAACUCUGCAAUCAGAGGUUUUGUGUGGGGGACAAGUUUUUCCUGAAGAACAACAUGAUCCUGUGCCAGACGGACUACGAAGAGGGGCUAAUGAAGGAGGGCUACGCUACCCAGGUCCGCUGACCCUCGUCAGGGUGCAGAGGAGGAGGGAGACGGGAGCGGGGGAAGACUGAUGCAGAGCUUGCAAUCACAACAAAAAGCACUAACCAGCUCCUGUCCCCCGCAUGUACAUAAUGAGGCCUGCAUCGGGCGGGGAGGUCCUUGACUGUACAGAAUAGCCAUAGAGACUGCAGCACAGCAGGCCCUGGAACCUGUCUACACGUAUGGGAGAAAAUAUGCUGCCUCUUACCACUUGGCAAACAAAACACUGGCCUCAGAACAACCAAAAGCAAGUUGCUGGACAAAUUUACAUGGCCUUAGACGAGGACUGCACAGUCCAGCGACUUGGAUCUAGAACACACAGGAGGAAUCAGUGGGACUCUUUGGGAAAGACACCUUUUUAUCGGAUAUUGUUGUAUUAAAAUGUACAUGAAGGCGCAUCAAAUAAUUUAAUGCUUGUGUGUGUGUGAGUGUGUGUGUUUUUCUUUUGAGGAUUUUUCAGUUUGCUCUCAGUUUAGAAUCUUUUCUAAUGUUGGUUUUUUAACAUCGGUCUGCUGAAUUUCUGUUUUUGAAUAUGCUGAGUUUUACAGACUAUAAAAGUGCUACAGUGGAACCUGUUUAAGUUGAUCAACACAUUAAGUCCUGGCCCACCGUGGAGUUCGUAUUACUAAAAAGCAGUGGCGGGCCGUGCGUUUUCCACCUAGGCUUUCAGUGAUGUCCGACUUUUAUGAUUACCUCUCAAAAUACCAUAAUUUAAGUCCCCACAUACUAUACAGAAACACAUUUACGCACUACAACAGUGUACAAAACGGGUUAUUUUCUGGCGCAUUUAAAAAUCCAUAAACCCACAUCAGCAAUCAAAACAUAUCUUAUGUGGUACUCUCAAAAUUAAAAUUGCAAAAAACAUUAAACAUGAAAAAAAAAAGAAAUAAAAUAUUUGAA
Messenger RNA from Entelurus aequoreus (snake pipefish), 1700 nucleotides. RefSeq names its product LIM domain only 3 (gene lmo3). The record is from RefSeq and is a predicted model, not a curated record. Gene Ontology annotation, molecular function: transcription coactivator activity; DNA-binding transcription factor binding. Gene Ontology annotation, biological process: positive regulation of transcription by RNA polymerase II. Gene Ontology annotation, cellular component: nucleus. The transcript is spliced from 5 exons. Lineage: Eukaryota; Metazoa; Chordata; Actinopteri; Syngnathiformes; Syngnathidae. Bases 345 to 782 code for a protein of 145 amino acids.